This is a messenger RNA of Salvelinus namaycush (lake trout), 969 nucleotides long. RefSeq names its product zinc finger matrin-type protein 3-like. Gene Ontology annotation, molecular function: nucleic acid binding; zinc ion binding. The record is from RefSeq and is a predicted model, not a curated record. The transcript has 5 exons. Lineage: Eukaryota; Metazoa; Chordata; Actinopteri; Salmoniformes; Salmonidae. Bases 1 to 969 code for a protein of 322 amino acids.
AUGAGCCUUUUUGGCCAGCAACAGCCGUUGUUCCAGCCAAUGCCUUCUACACAUACCCUUGGACCCCCUCCACAGACCCUCAGGCCCUCUACACCAGUGGUAGUGGCCCCGGACCCCCUCCUUUUCCCCCUCUACAGCCCUCUGUCUGCCAAACCACCCGCUCACCUCCAGCUGAUGCAGGGCCUCCCUUGCCCCGUCCCACCUCCAACUGCCCAGAUGGCCCUCAGCACCAAGCCCCAGGAGGAAGAGGCUCAGAUCGGGGCCACAGACCAGGACGCUACCUUGGAUGAGCUGUGUAAGCCUCUGUACUGCAAACUGUGCAACGUCACCCUCAACUCUGCCCAGCAGGCACAGGCCCACUACCAGGGUAAAAACCACAGUAAGAAGCUGAGAAAUUUUUAUGCAGGCAGCCAGCAGCUGCCUGCCAUCAGGAUUCCGGAGGUAAUAGAACCAGUUUCCCAGCAACCCCUCACGACUCCACCAACUGAGAGUGCAACUCCAAAACAGGUAACCAGGGUGAUCUUAGCCACGGAGAACGACUACUGCAAGCUGUGUGACGCCUCGUUCAGCUCACCUGCCGUGGCUCAGGCACACUACCAGGGCAAGAACCAUGCCAAGAGACUGCGGCUGGCUGAGGCCCAGCAGAGCAGUAGCAUCAUAGAGUCGACUGAGUGUGUCCAGAGGCGUCCGAAGAAAGAGGGGAGCGAGUACAAGUUGAUCAAGAACCGCAGGACCUCACAGGUGCCCCCUGCCAUGCCAGCCCCCUACUACAACCCACGGCCCAGGCAGAGGAUCCCCAGAGACCUGGCCAUGUGUGUGACGCCCAGCGGCCAGUUCUACUGCUCCAUGUGCAAUUCUGGGGCCAGCGAGGAGGCCGACUUCCGCCUUCACCUGGAGAGCAAGCAGCACAAGAGCAAGGUGUCGGAGCAGCGCUACCGCAGCGAGAUGGAGAAUCUGGGCUACACUUAG